AUGUACCCCAAGCGAGAGGCCCUUCGAGAGUCAUGCCGAGAACUGGUCGCCGUCGUCAUCGACGAUGCCACCCCUAAACAGUGGGCAGAUUGGGUUCGAAUCCCGGUGGAACACGCAGCGGCCCAAGGCAAGUUCGACCUCGUGACCGCCCUUCUCAAAGCAGGGGGCACGGGAGCAUCAGGUGUGAGGGGCCGCGGCGGCCGAACUAUCCUCGACGCGGCUGCGAAAGGCGGGAACGGAAACGUGGUCUCCGCUAUCUUGAAUGCAGGCGCGAAGCCGGAUCUUGGGAUACGUUCAGGCAAGAAAAAAAGGGGGCCCCUACACCAUGCGGCACUUCACGGACACGAGGCCGCGACCCGGGUCCUGAUGAUGGCUGGAGCGAACGUCAACUUGCUCGAUGGCGAAAAGCGCGGGGCGUUGGCCCUGGCAAUAAGGGGAGGGCAUGACAACGUCGUGUGUUCCCUGCUACUCGGAGGGGCCAGCCCGAACGGGAAGGACAAGAAGGGAGACUCUCCCUUGCAUGUCGCCGCUGCGUACGGUGGCCAUGCGCGCAUCGUAAGCGCGCUUCUGCUCAAGGGCGCCGACAAGAACGCUCUGGACUUUCAGGGCCGCACCCCCUUGCACGUAGCGGCGCAAAAAGGAGCCCACAACAUGGUCGGGCCUCUUCUGAUGGCCGGCGCGAACCCCGGAAUUCGGUUCGGGGAGCACGAGCUGUCGCCGCUCGACUCGGCUGUUUCGGACGGGCACAUGGGCGUUCUGAGAGCCCUUGUCCUCCACGGGGUAGACAUCAACGCUGGCGAUUCCACCGGGUACACGGCGCUCCACACGGCGGCAGACAACAACCAGGUAGCCGCGGCUCGCGCGCUCGUGGAGGCCGGCGCCGACGUCGAGGCGCGUGACGUCCGGCAGUGGAGCCCUCUUCACAGUGCCGCAAGGUUUAACAGCUGCUGCGAUGUCGUGCGCUCGCUUUUGAGAUGUGGCGCCGACGUCGAUGCCAUCGAAAUGGCUGGAGAGUGCCCGCUGCACAUGGCGGCCAGGACCCAAGCUGAUCGGGUAGUGGACCUCCUGCUGAGAUGGGGCGCCGACGAAGGGAAGGCCAACCACAACGGCGACGUUCCAGUGCCCUUGCUGCGCUUCUUACCACGGCACACAGCCGAUGUUGUCGGGACCAGCGUGGCGGACGACGAGCUAGUGCUCCCGGAAGGGCAGAGGAAAGAGAAAAAGGAGCAUGUGAUUCGCCUGCUGGCGAAUGCCCACGUCGACAGGACCUGGCGCCGCCGCGGUUGGCUUGUCCUCUGCCGCAGCCGCUACCUCUUGAGCAAGAUGCCGCGCGACAUGGUGGAUUGCCACCAAGGUGGAGGAGGUGAAGAUCUGCUCAGGAGUGGAAGUCGCAGUAAUGCGAACAAGAAGAGUAGCGAUGGACGAAACCGUGCCACGAAGAUGAUCCGCACGAUGGCAGCAGCAGCAGGAGGCGGAGGAGGCGGAGGAGGCGGAGGAGGCGGAGGAGGAGGAGGUGGAGGAGGAGGAGGAGGAGGGGGGGGGGCAAGAGGAGCAAGGAGCCGCCACAGUGGUGCCACCUCUCCACUUUUCGGGCAAGCCACUGGUGGCGGUGAUGACAACGGCCGUGCCGCUGCUGUCGCCGCUACCGCCAACACUCGAGCAAACGGGAUCGGGAUUGGAGGAGCCGCCAACUCAAGUGGCAACGACAGUGACGAUGGGGGUGAUGGUACCGACUGGAUCGAAGCCCACCGCAAGUCCUCUGGCGCCUGCUUUGCGCUACUGGCGCUGGCGGAAGUGGACGACGGGUUGUUCCGUAAGGUUGUUGCAUAUAUGUGA
Ectocarpus siliculosus is the source of this 1836-nucleotide messenger RNA. Lineage: Eukaryota; Phaeophyceae; Ectocarpales; Ectocarpaceae. The record is from the annotation of a GenBank genome assembly.